AUGAGGCAAGGACACCCUGUGUACUUAUGUCAUAUCAGCCAAAUGGGGAAGAAGAAGGAGGAUCCUAAGAAUAUUGCAGUGGUGAAUGAAUUUUUGGAUGUUUUUCCUGAUGAAAUUCCCGGCAUGCCACCUCAAAGGGAAAUUGAUUUCACAAUAGACUUGGGGGCUCCGGUUCUUUUUGUAAGGAAGAAGGAUGGCAGUUUGAGUUUAUGUAUUGAUUAUAGGGAACUAAAUAAGGUGACCAUUAAGAACAAGUACCCGUUACCCCGCAUCGACGAUUUAUUCGAUAAAUUGAGAGGAGCUGGAAUCUUUUCAAAAAUUGAUUUAAGAUCGGGUUAUCACCAGCUAAGGAUAGCUGAAGGGGAUAUAUAUAAAACAGCUUUGAGAACACGUUAUGGGCAUUAUGAGUUCACUGUGAUGCCUUUUGGAUUAACCAAUGCUCCAGCUGCAUUCAUGUGUUUGAUGAAUCAAGGAAAAGUCUACUCUAGAGUCCAAAGAGUGAACCGAAAUUUGUAUUUUCAUAUGGAUUUCCAGGACCGUAAGGUGAUUGCUUACGCAUCAAGACAGUUGAAAGUACAUGAAGUUUAUUAUCCUACGCAUGAUCUAGAGUUAGCUGCUAUAUUCAUAUAUCAUGAGGGACGAGCAAAUUUAGUAGCUAAUGCGUUGAGUAGGAAGUCCGAUCACUCGUUGUCCGCCUUGGACGGAGUUGAAGAAUUGCAUCCGGAUUUUGCGAGGUUGAACUUGGAAGUGGAUAAAGACCCGAAACUGUUUAAGUUGAAGGAACAAGUUCGGGAAGGAAAAGCGGAGGGAUUCUUUGUUCAUGAAGAUGGGAGCUUGAGGUUCAAUGGUUGCUGGUGUUUACCGACAGGGGAGGAAUCUUUGAAGGAACCUAUUUUGGGUGAGGCCCAUUGUACGAAAUUUUCAGUCCAUCCGGGCGGUGACAAAAUGAAUCAAGACCUUAAGUUAAUGUUUUGGUGGUCUGGGAUGAAGAAGGAUAUUGCGGAUUAUGUCUCGCGCUGUAUGACUUGUCAAAAGGUCAAAGGCAAUGAGUACUACGAUGAUUUCACCGAAGCGGUGACCUUAGGACUUGAGUUGUUAUUUCAGAUGACUGAAAAAGUGAAGUUGAUAAGGGAUCGUUUGAAAGCGGUACAGGAUCGUCAAAAGUCUUAUGCUGAUUUAAAACGACGAUCAUAA
Messenger RNA from Amaranthus tricolor (Joseph's coat), 1194 nucleotides. RefSeq lists its product as uncharacterized. The record is from RefSeq and is a predicted model, not a curated record. NCBI's taxonomy places the organism in Eukaryota, Viridiplantae, Streptophyta, Magnoliopsida, Caryophyllales, Amaranthaceae. The coding region runs from base 1 to 1194 and encodes 397 amino acids. The transcript is spliced from 8 exons.